This is a messenger RNA of Miscanthus lutarioriparius, 2364 nucleotides long. The record is from the annotation of a GenBank genome assembly. Lineage: Eukaryota; Viridiplantae; Streptophyta; Magnoliopsida; Poales; Poaceae.
AUGGAGCACGCGCUCUGCUCUCCCGCCGGCGCGCCCGGCCGGUCCCUCACCACUACGGCGCCUCCGAAGGACCAGGCGCUGCUCCCUCCCCCGCCCCCGCUGGGAUCGUCGCGUCCCGAGCGCCUCGAGGGCUUCGUCGCGCGGCCUGCCGACAGGACGCCGCGGACGAGGGGCAGCCCCGGCGCCGGAGGGGGCCGCGGCCAUCAGCGCCGCUCGACGCCGCGGAGAUCGCCGUCGCCGCCGCUCCCUCUACCUCCCCCUACCCCGCUCGGAUCGUCGCGCCCCGAGCUGGCCGCUGUGGUCCGCGUCCGCCGCGAGAGCGACCACGACGCGCCGCGUCGAGGGAGUGCAAGGAGGAGCGGCAGCCCCGGAGCGGGAGGGGACCGGCGCCAGCGCCGCUCGACGAGGCGGAGGUCACCGUCGCCGCCGCUCCCGCUACCUCCACCUGCCCCUGCCCUUCCCCUGCUCGGAUUAUCGCGCCCCCAGCUAGACGCUGUGGUCCGCCGCGAGAACGACCACGACGCGCCGCGUCGAGGGAGCGCAAGGAAGAGCGGCAGCAGCCCCGGAGCGGGAGGGGACCGGCGUCGUCAGCGCCGCUCGACGACGCGGAGGUCACCAUCGCCGCCGCUCCCUCUACCUCCCCCUUCCCCUCCCCCCCUCGGAUCAUCGCGCCCCGAGCUGGCUGCCGUGGUCCGCCACGAGAGCGACGACGACGCGCGGCGUGGAGGGAGUUGGAAAAGGAGAAACGACAGCCCCAGAAAAGGAGCGGGAGGAGGCCGCCGCCGGGAGAGGCGCUCCCCGCCACCGAGGUCGCCGUCGCCCGUGCCGCGCAAACGGUCUCGCCGCGGGAGCUCCCGGAACGAGUGCGGGCGAAAUGAAGGCAGGAGCAACCGUUCCUGCAGUCGUUCUUGCUCUCCAGAUAGGCCUUAUUCAGGAUAUGGUGCUGCCACUAUUGGUCAAGAUAAAACUGGAAGGUUAGGAUUAAUGACAUACAAACAAUUUAUCCAAGUUCUUGAGGAUGAUGUUUCACCAGCUCAAGCUGGAUGCAGGUACCAAGAAUACAGGACAGAAUACAUAAAUACUCAGAAACGUGCUUAUUUUGAUCUCAAUAAGAAUGAAGAUUGGUUGAAAGACAUGUACCACCCAACAAAAUUGUUAUCAGUUAUCCGAAGGAGGAAUGAUUUUUGCAAGACUGUAGCGAGGAAUUUGAUCCUUGACCUGCGGAAUGGAACUUUGGACCUUGGUCCUGGAGUGACUGCUGAUGCAGCAAUUAAAUCAGGAGAAGGCAACGAUGGAAGCUCUGAGAAUAAUGCAGCUUAUGGUGACAAGAAAAGAGAACAUGGAAGAGGUCCCAAGAAAGAGAUCGAACUGCUUUCAGCUGCUCCUAAAGCUCAUCCAAUCAGUUCACAGCAUCGAAGGAUUCACACCGACAUACGCCGAACUCUUGCUUUGGUGAAAAAACUUGAUUCAGAGAAGGAUAUUAUGGAAAACAUCCUGUUAACUGGUGAUCAUGGCAAAUCAAAUGUUGAUAAAUCAUAUGUUAGGUCCAUAGCGCCUGUCGUUAUUGUCCAGGGCUUAAAUACUGUUAAGGGCCUUGAAGGUGUUGAGCUCCUAGACACUCUCCUUACUUAUCUGUGGCGUGUCCAUGGUGUUGAUUACUAUGGCAUUGCUGCUGAUUGGGAGAAGAAACUGGAUUCCUUUUGGGAAGAAAGACUGAUGAAUGGUCAGGAUCCUCUAGUUGUAUUGACUGCCAUGGACAAAAUUGAAGCAGCACUUGUUGAAGUUCUAGAGCGUUAUGUCAGAAAAAUGCGGGAUGAGAAGUGCGUCUGUAAGUAUGGUUGUGGAGCCAAGGGAUGCGAAAAACUUUUUCAUGCUCCUGAGUAUGUUCACAAGCAUCUGAACCUCAAGCAUCCUGAUUUGGUCUCUACUUUGGCAUCAAGAGUUGAAAAUGAUAUAUAUUUCCAAAAUUACAUGAAUGAUCCAGAUGCUCCAGGAGGAAAACCGCUUAUGCAGCAAACGGAUAGAAUGAGACGAAGGCUGGAUGAACAGAUGUUUGAUGCUUCUGGUGUAUGGGGUUCACAUGCUCCACUUCUCCCCAUGUGUGCACCUUCACUAGUACUAAUACCUGUGCCUGGUGCUGGCCCAUAUGGUCCAUUUGUUCCUGCACCUCCAGAGAUGGCCAUGCAGAUGAUUCAGAAAGGACUUCCAGGACCAGAUUCUGCUCAAAACAGGAAGCCUUCGGUGCUGGGACCAAUGCUGCCCAUGUACCCAUCAUUUCCGCUUGGCAGUCACAUCUACAGGAGUUACCAAGACCUUGACGCUCCUAUGGAAGAAGUCUCCGCUCUUGACUUUAGAAGUUUGUAG